Penicillium cinerascens is the source of this 1518-nucleotide messenger RNA. RefSeq lists its product as uncharacterized. Lineage: Eukaryota; Fungi; Ascomycota; Eurotiomycetes; Eurotiales; Aspergillaceae. The transcript has 4 exons. The coding region runs from base 1 to 1518 and encodes 505 amino acids. The record is from RefSeq and is a predicted model, not a curated record.
AUGAACGACUCUCGUGGCGCCCCGUCGAGUCGCGGGGUUCCCCAUGUGGAGGCCAGUGCGAACAGCCCGUUCGUAAACACGAUGCCACCAGCGCCAGGAGAACCAGAUUGUUCGGAGGAAAUUCAAGUCCCACGAUCCCCUCAACGACUUUCCUUGCAGAUAAAUGGGUUAAAUGCGGGCUCUCAUGAGAAGUACGAUCCGAAUACCACAUGCGUUGAAUCAUCAGAACGCGGCAGCGAUACAUCGGGCGACAGUCGGCAGCCAGAACUGCAGUCCGCAAGCACCUUUACGGAUUACUUACCCAGCAUCCCCUCAUCCUCGUUGAACGAUCCCAACCGAUCCAUGGAUGGGAAAUCGCAAGCAUCCACAACAGACCAGGAUUCCCAGGAUACAUUGAAGUCACUCCCGGUCAAUGGACAUGGAGGGUUAGGUGUCUCUCAUGCAGAUGUGAAACUGGAGAGAGAGAGCGAGGACUCGCUAGGUCCGUUGCGCUCAUCAAAUCAGUCGAGCUCGCGAUCGGGGGUGGGGAAAUCUACGUUGGGCCAUAAAAGAACAGCUACUGGGGACAUCAAACCUAUCUCAUCCAAUUUGGGGGCACUUCAAACCUCCGAUACCAAUUGGACUACGCGACGGCGUUCGAAGAGCACAGGCUCGCCGGCCCACGGGAGUAGAAUCGCACAGUUGUCGGUUCAUAUUCGUACCCGACUCUCAUAUGCGGCUGCAAAGAUAGAAAAAGCUCGACAAUCGCGAGAAAUCGCGGAGCUUCCCCCUGCGCGGGCUCGCAACCCUCACCGGCACCAAGUGGUGGCAUACCAUCACCAAUCUCCAACCCAACACCUCCACCCGUCAGCGAUCUCUUCCCCUGGCAAACUCCUUACCAUUCCCAAAUUAGCACCCCCCGUUGAUAUCAUCUCCUCAAACGGAGAUACUCGUCGCCGGCGACCUAAUUCUUAUUUGGCUUCAAAAUCUUUUGAGCGCAGUCCGUAUGGGCGCCAUCGACGACAUCAUUCAAACCAAGAACAUUUGAUCACUCGGCCCCUGAACGGCUCUCCAUCGGUCCUUGGACCGGGGACACCUUCGAUCCCGCCAUAUAGACAGGCGCCUACAUCCUCACAGGAAGGAUUUUACGGAUCAAGAACCCAAUCUCAGAGCACUUCAAUGGAACAGGACGCAAUUGAAACACUCAUGUUCAUGUCCAGUCCCGAAAACUCGGGGUAUCGCUCCAGCCCUCGGCCUUUGCAGCCACCCGCCGCACAGAGAAGUCUGAACGAGUCGAUCUAUUCCAAACAUAAUGGAAUGAAAAGCCAUACCCAAUGCUCACAGGGCGAGGCAUCUCAUCCUGGGCAAGGACUCCCAUCAAAAAUCCAUGGACUGGGCCUUGAAGCCGGCGCUGGAGAUGAAAUUGAUCGUCUUUUAGAUCAGAUGGAAAGCGACAGUGAAGAUGAUGCAAGGUAUGCAUCGCAUCGUCUUGCGGUCAAAGGACAGGUUUCUAAAGGGCAUCACCCACAGUCGAGGUGA